AUGAGGAAAGGUCUCCACAUUGGUCUCAUUACCAACGCCUUCCGCUAUCUUCCUUUUGGAAAGGCUUUAAACCUUGUUUCCUUAGAAGGGUGCUUUUCUGUAUUAGACCUGGGGGACCUCUUACUCUACUUACAAUAUUCCAAGGCCCAAGAAAGGACUUUCCCAUUACAACCGAAAACCCGGAAGAUUCAGAACAUGAUUAGGAACAAGUGCCCCUCUCCCGUUGUUCAACAACCACAACCCUUCCAGCCGGAACCCGCGGGGUUCGACCUAAAUCUGCCUCAAGGGGGGGCGGAGCCCGCCGUCGGGAUAGAGCGAGACUUUUUUGAUCUAAACCUACCUGCUCAACCGGAGCCGGGGGAGAUUGAGGAUAUCGGGAGUAGGUUCUCGAAAAAGGAGCUGAUUAGCAUGGGCCUGCCUGCGAACCUACAGAAUUUAUCAUUAGAACAGCAGCAAGACCUCUGGUUGCGGGCUUGGGAGCAUUUCCGGCUCAAGGUCCCAAAUAAUAGAACUCUUUAA
Prunus armeniaca (apricot) is the source of this 519-nucleotide messenger RNA. Lineage: Eukaryota; Viridiplantae; Streptophyta; Magnoliopsida; Rosales; Rosaceae. The record is from the annotation of a GenBank genome assembly.